CAUCGAUGCUACCAGGGCAACCGCAGCUCCAGCCAGUUGGUUCGAUAUCACAUCAGUGAGAAAAUUUGCGUUUCAUCUGCAUGGCACGCUUUGACUCGGUCCCGUUUUGAAAAACUGUUAUGUAAAUCUGUGAAAAAGUGAUCCCAUCCGAUCUGGCAGCAUGGGAAAUACCGAAAGUAAUGUCACCAGUGGUGUAAAAAAGCAGGCCGGGGUUUCCACACAAGAGCUGUACAAAUUUGUAAACCUAAAAGGUGGUGGCCUACUGGUAGACAUGAUGAAAAGAGCGAUCCAAAAUAAACAGUAUGCUGAGAUAGAUCAUGCACUUAAAACCAAGGUGGAACCGUUCCUAUACAAUAAAGGAAAGGGAAAGUAUAUUCCGGUAGCGCAGUUGGUCCUGUUGCGAAAUCGCGAGAGACCCAGACAUAAGCAAUUACCGGAGAUUCGAGCGUUGGAAAAUCCAGAGGAAGACUACGACAUUGAUGUAGAAUGUCCGAAUGUGACCGAGGGCGAGUACCAGCGGAACCCAUCAGGGUACAGGGAGGUGUGCUGGAAUAUCAAGGAACGAGGCGCUGUCGGUGAGACGAUACUUCACCUUUGUUUGCUCAACGCUACCUCUUUGCAUGCAGAUCUUGCCAAACGCCUGCUUCGAUUUUACCCGAAGCUAAUUAAUGAUGUGUACAUGUGCGACGAAUACUACGGGGAAAAUGUUUUGCAUGUAGCGAUCGUCAAUGAGGAUCCGGCUAUGGUUAAGUUCCUGCUGGAUAGUGGAUCCAAUGUGAACGAACGUUGCUGUGGGACAUUCAUGAGUCCCGAGGAUCAAAAGGGAAGUCGGUUUGAUACGAUCGACACGGAGAUUGUUGGUGUAACGCCAAUGACUAACUAUGACGGGUACGUUUACUGGGGAGAAUAUCCGUUGAGUUUUGCCGCUUGUUUGGGUCAGGAAGAGUGUUACCGAUUGGUACUAGCCCGGGGAGCUGAUCCGGAUAGUCAGGACUCGAACGGAAAUACUGUGCUCCAUAUGUUGGUGAUUUACGAGAAGGUUUCGACCUUUGAUAUGGGUUACGAAGUUGGAUCAUCAUUGGACAUUAGAAACUUACUGAAUUUGACGCCGCUAACGUUGGCAGCACAUCUCGGGCGAGUGGAGAUGUUCUUUCACAUUAUGAACAUCGAGCGGGAGAUUUAUUGGCAGUUGGGUAGUAUUACGUGUGCCGCCUAUCCGCUGGCUUUGAUCGACACGAUUGAUAUCGAGACCGGUAAUAUUAACAAGGAUUCGGCGCUGAAUUUAGUAGUAUUCGGUGACAAGGACGAGCACUUGGAUCUGCUGGAGGGGGUGCUGAUAGAUCUAUUGAAGACCAAAUGGAACACUUUCGUCAAAGACAAAUUCUACCGCCAGUUUUUUGUGUUCUUUUGUUAUUUCUGCGUUUCUUUAGUAAGCUUCACUUUACGCAAUGGACCAACGAAACUCGAGGACGCGGAUGCGAAUCGAACAGUUACGCAUCCGAAAAAUGAUAGCCUCACUGAUUAUAGCAACGCAACACUGGCCACCCUGAUUGGUAUCGCUGCUAGCGGAAAGCUGAUCGGUUCCAAUUCUACGGAUACACAUUUUGAUCCUUCCAGUCUAGGAAAUAAUAUAUUUUUCAACUCAAAGUGUCCAACCAUGGCGUACGAUGGCAUCAAAGGAAAGCUCCGUCUUGUUUCCGAAAUAAUAAUUCUAAUCGGAUCGUUUCUAUAUCUGGUUGCUGCUUUUAGAGAGUCUCGCUUUUUGGGAAGGAAAAUGUUCAUUGAAAAUUUGAUGACUGCUCCUUCCAGAGUGAUGUUUCUGUUUUCUUGUUGCAUCAUGAUGAUAGUGCCAUUCUUGAAAGUUCUUUGCUUCACGGAACAGGAGGAUCACGUCGCAGUGGCGAUCAUGCUGACUACGGCUCCGUACUUCCUGUUCUUCUGUCGAGGCUUCAAAACCGUUGGACCGUUCGUGGUGAUGAUCUAUCGCAUGGUGAUCGGAGAUUUGUUACGAUUUGUCGUUAUUUACCUCGUGUUUGUGAUGGGUUUUUCACAAGCCUACUACAUCGUGUUUCUGUCGUACAAGAGUGACGAGGAAGGAGACGAAAAUCCAAUGCCUUCUCCGAUGGAGUCGAUUGUGGCGAUGUUUCUGAUGUCGUUGACCAAUUUUGGUGAUUACUAUGGUGCGCUUGAGAAUACAAUUCAUGAGGGGUGUGCAAAGGUCCUAUUCGUCAUCUACAUGGUGAUCGUAGCUGUGCUGCUGGUCAACUUGUUGAUCGCUAUGAUGGGUAACACGUACACGAAGAUAGCGGAAACGAAAAACGAAUGGCAGCGGCAGUGGGCCCGGAUCGUGCUGGUGGUCGAGCGAGGCGUUCCGCCUGCCGAGAGGCUGAAGAAUCUCAUGGGAUACAGUGAACCGAUGUCGGACGGGCGGCGGGCCCUGGUGCUCCGAUUGAGCAUGACCGACGAGGACAAGGAGGAGAUGAAGGAAAUCCUUGAAAUGAAGAGGGUACAUGAACGGAUGAAGAAAAAGCGAAUGGUUGAAAGAGAAGCACGAGCCGAGCAGCGCCGUUUAACUAUGGAAAAGUACGCAAACGUACCCUAGCUUAAGUUUAAUCAUGGUUUACUAGACAAAACAAUAUUUGUUAUUUUUUAGCAGAAUUGUUUAAUCGUUAGCAAU
Messenger RNA from Topomyia yanbarensis, 2677 nucleotides. It is a transcript of the gene nan, whose product is annotated as transient receptor potential cation channel subfamily V member 5. Gene Ontology annotation, molecular function: protein binding; calcium channel activity. The transcript is spliced from 6 exons. The record is from RefSeq and is a predicted model, not a curated record. Gene Ontology annotation, cellular component: membrane. Lineage: Eukaryota; Metazoa; Arthropoda; Insecta; Diptera; Culicidae. Bases 161 to 2602 code for a protein of 813 amino acids. Gene Ontology annotation, biological process: calcium ion import across plasma membrane.